GGGAGACGAACAAAUUGUGGCGCGCCUACCCAACCCAGACAGCGGCCUGCCUGUCAGUGCCUGGGGAUGAGUGAGGUCGGUAACGUAAGUGCGCGCGAGACCUUGUCUGGGCCACGUAGCGAUGGAUCUACAGUAGCACUGCUAACAUAUCAGUGUCAUACAUUCUAAAAAUGCAUUAGUACAAACACAUUUGCAAUUGAGCAUGCAAUAGGAUUAUCAAACAGUGGUGAACUGCAACAGUAGCUGGCUCUUUUUGUGCGUCUGCAGCACUCCAGAAUCCCUUGCAACUGAUUGCACGAAAUGAGAAAGAGGGCGCUCUCACCGAAGGUAAGGCGGCAGAUUGCAGAUGGCUCCCGAAACGAGGCACAGAAGUUCCGACUGCGGCUCAAAGUCCGGCGUGAAGCUCCCCCUCAAGACGGAAGCUUAAAGGCUGAAGCCCCGACGGACAAUAUAACAUUGACAGCCUCGAGCGAGAGACUAACCUGAGAGGCUUCAUCAGCGGAGAGACCAAAACCUCAGAGGUUGAAGAGCAGACACCCCAGCUUCCAGAGAAGCUUUGAGAGUCGAGCUCAACAGAAGCCUAUGGAACAAAGCUGUAGCAGAAUGUCAGUCGCGGUCUGUCCUCAGUCUUAAGCAUGGAUGCCCUGUUUGAAUCUGGGUGACGCUUUCUUCCCUUCCUCCUUCCUGUCUCCUCAGUGGCGGGAGGGGUGGGGGAUUGCUUUCGUUCCCCCUGCCCCUCCUUACAACAUAGCGAGGGUACUCUCACAGUUUAAGAAUACCAACACUGGUAACAAACCUCUGGCUGUGCUUCAACUAGCACUACUACAGUCUCCCCCUCCCUCACACAUGAAAUCCUGCCAGAGCCUGAAGGGAGAGGUGUCCAGCCCAGGUGGGAUGUCACAGGAGGGGCGCAGAACGCAGCAGGUGGCCCAGUCCUACUACCACUCCUCCGCCCCAGACCUGGACCUAGCGGGCAAGCUGUACAAGCGGGAAGGCGGGGGCAAGCCUUACUCUGUGCUAGUGGACAACAAGAUGGCAGCCAAGACCCCCAUUGGUGACCAGACCCCCAGUCAGUUGUCCCCACAGCUGACUGGGGGUCUGCUGUCCUCCCAGCAGCAGUACUACAGAGAGGGGACAGUAGGGCAGGAGGGGGGUGCGCAGGGAUCCCAGGCAGGCAAUGGGGGCACCUCCGAGGACUCUGAGGAAGAAGAGGAGGAGGAGGAGUCCUUCAAGCGGGAGCAGAUCAUCGUGGAGGUCAACUUGAACAAUCAGACACUUAACGUAUCAAAGGGGGACAAGUCCGCCCCCCAAACUGAUGCCUCAGAGAGACACUGCAGCGAAGAAGAGGAGGAGGAGGAGGAGGAGGAAGAAGAAGAAGAAGAGGAGGAAGAUCUGGAGGAGGAAGAAGAGGAGGAGGAGGAAGAAGAGGAGGAAGAAAUAGAGAGCCGCAGAACGAGAGCCAAGCGGGUCCGGCGUGGGGUGGCCCCCUCUACCAGUCAGCCCCGGAAGAAGACCCAGUGCACUGCUCUAGGCGCCACCGGCAUGACCACCAGGGGCCGACGGAAGAAGACCACCCAGCCGCCCAAGAGGACGCGCCGGACUGCCAGGGAGGGCAAGGGGACCCCCUCCUCAGCUGGCUCUGCCACGGGGGAUAAAGAGGAUGGGGAGGAGCGGGAGACGCUGGCGUGUGAAAAGUGCCCCCGUGUCUUCAACACCCGCUGGUACCUGGAGAAGCACAUGAACGUCACACACAGACGUAUGCAAAUCUGUGACAAGUGUGGCAAGAAGUUUGUCCUGGAGAGUGAGCUGGCCUUACACCAGCAGACUGACUGUGAAAAGAACAUCCAGUGCGUCUCCUGCAACAAGUCUUUCAAGAAGCUGUGGUCGCUGCACGAGCACAUCAAGAUCGUGCACGGCUACGCAGAGAAGAAGUUUGCCUGUGAGAUCUGUGACAAGAAGUUCUACACGAUGGCUCAUGUCCGCAAGCACAUGGUUGCUCACACUAAGGACAUGCCGUUCACCUGUGAGACCUGUGGCAAGUCGUUCAAGCGCAGCAUGUCCCUGAAGGUUCACUCGCUGCAGCACUCUGGGGAGAAGCCCUUCCGCUGUGAGAACUGUGCCGAGAGGUUCCAGUAUAAGUACCAGCUACGCUCCCACAUGAGCAUCCACAUCGGACACAAGCAGUUCAUGUGUCAGUGGUGUGGCAAGGACUUCAACAUGAAGCAGUACUUUGACGAGCACAUGAAAACACACACCGGAGAGAAGCCGUUCAUCUGUGAGAUCUGUGGGAAGAGCUUCACCAGUCGGCCCAACAUGAAGCGCCACCGCCGCACCCACACAGGAGAGAAGCCCUACCCCUGCGAGUUGUGCAGCCAGCGCUUCCGCUUCUCCAACAUGCUCAAGGCCCACAAGGAGAAGUGCUUCCGGGUCACCAGCCCUGUGACUCUGCAGGCCAGCAGCCUCCCCCUGCCUCUCCACCUCUCUGCCCCCUCCUCCUCUGGCCCCGGCCCGGGCCUCGCUCCCUCAGCUGCCACCACCUCCGCCCCUCUGGGCCUCAGCCCGGCAGGAGGGGCUCUUCCCCCACGCGCCCCCGUGGGACACGCCACCUUCUCCCACCUGCACAUGACCCCCUCUCACCAUCUCCCUCACCACCACACGUCGCAACAGCAGCAGCACCACCCUGGCACGCCUCUGCAAGCACCCCCUCUCCCCCACCACCACCUGCCUGUGCCCCCUGUCUCUCCUCCCCCCGCCCUCUUCAAGAGCGAGCCCCUCACCCACUGUGGGCAGGAGGACAGCAGCUACCUGCGUUACAUGGCACCGCAAGACAAAGGGCCUGGGGCCCCCCAGCAUCACUGAACCCUAUGUGGGCCCUGGGCUCCAGGCCUGCCUGCCACACCUCAAUUACCCCCACUCCAACUCUCCCUGGCCCCUGGUGUAGAACGGCCGCUCGAAUACUGAUAUGAACAUGACACUCACAGCUCAGUACACACCAGUGUGUGUGGGAGAGCGUGAGGGAAACAGACAGGUACACUUUCAGUCUACACUUUAGAUAAGUGAGUGACCCACUUAGCUAGAGACCCAAGUCAACUGACACAGAUUUUUACAACCUCUGCUCAUAUCUUUUCUUGUGAAAAUAUUCUUCGAAAAUCCUGUGUUCUUAGACAACCUGCCUCCCAUGGUAGAAGGCUGUGUGUGUGUACCGGUAUGUGAGUUAUCCCUUGUUUGUGUCCAUUUUAUCCUCUCCACUGACAGCUGCUAAUGUCAUUAUUCUACUAGUGGUUCCUUAUCCAGGUAGCGGGUCAGAACAGAUCCAUUUCAUCAACUUAGUCCUUCGCGUCGACUGACUUUAACAACGGUUGCACAAUUCGGGGGAGUUGUAAGUCCUGGUCCUAAGGCUGACCCGUAGGAUCAUGGGGUCACCAAGGUCUUGUUGAAUGUUUACCAUCCUGGUGCCGACUGGGUCUCCCACUGUCUCUCCCUAAGGAAUUCCACACUGGCUCUACCAGCAGUAGGCCAGGAAUCACUGCCACAGGUUACAGUGGGGAGGUUAGAAAACGCCUGUUAGUGCUACUACUAGUCUGUUGCAACAGAGAUUCUGGUUAAUUGGUGCUUUCAUUGCAGUACUAGACAUAUUUCUUAUACGCAGGCUAGAUCUCGUAACAUCUGGAGUGUAAUGUAACAGUGUGUGGGAUUGGUUGUGUUGUUGUGAUGCAGUUCUGGGAUUUGUCUUCUUGACUGACAUAUACAGUCUUAGAGCUGACAAGGUCAGACGUUCCCAACAGAACAAACGUGAUGAACCUGAACGUGCUGUCAUGUAUACACACACACACACACACACACACACUUCAAAAUGCAGUACGUCAUCACUGGUCUCACUUCACACAAAAUGCUUGUCAAGAGAUUAUUGUAUUUUUUUGUCUUCUGUAAUCAAAACAGUUCAAAUACCGCCACUGUGACGGGUUAUCACAUACGACCCAACCUGGACCUCGCAUGUCUCUUCUGUCUCUCUUUCUCCGUCUCUCGCUCCUCUGUCUCUUCCCCCGCUGCUGCUGCUGAGAUAAUACGGGUCACCCUGUAAAAGGUCAUUAAAACACAAGGUUCUGACCUUUUCAGCACAACUCUUAACUGAAAAAUCUGUAUUUUUUUCCAACCAGCCUAUCUUCCACAGCUUGGUGUGGAGCAGGACACGUUUUGUUGUUGUAAUGUAACGGUUUGUUCUCCUUAGUGUUACAUAUUACAUAAGGUUACGCAAACAUUGAGGCCCUAUCUCACACGUUGGCAAAUAAUGAUGAAUCAAAACAUGUUGAAUGUUGCCUAGAUGUAGUGAUACGGGCUAACGGUUUAGCAAUCAAAUGUGUUAUUUUCUAGUAAUAUUUUCUGGAAAUAUGCUACAUUCAGUUUCAGACUGAAGAAUUGUUCUCAUCUCGCUCGGAACAUCCUGUUGAGUGAUCGGUUGGGGGAUUAUGUCUAACAUGCGUUUCAAUUUCUGGUGUUAGAUACAUUUACUCAAGUUGUACAUUUACUCAAAGAAAUCACGUUUGCAUAUGUAACCUUUUUAUUGUGUGAAUGUUCCCGCUGUCCCAUUGUAUGAUAUUCUGACAGUCCGGUUGUUGUUCGUAUUGAUGAAUGACCGAGAGAGAUUCUGUCUUGUCAGAUUGUUGGUAGUGGGUUGUAGGAGGUUGAUUUUGUACACACACAAGAAUAUGUCUGACAUGUUUCUGUGGAUUAACACAUAAUGGGUAUAGCAUAGUGGUGGUUCAGGCUGAGUACUGGAUCAGGUUACUGUUUGUAUAUUGGGAGAAACUGAAGAGGAACAGUAGCAUCCAUUAGCAAGUCCCUGUACCAUCUUGAGUUGCGGGUAUUUGGCCCAUUGGAUUUGGUUUAACAGAUGCCCACCCUCUAGAGAGCUACAACCAUUCUGCCAUUACUGUGGGUCUGUUAGUUGGGCCUCAGAAUCAGCUUAACCAUGAGUUACUUACUGUUUUUCAUGGCGUUUCAGUAUGAGGCUUUUUUUCUUUCUUUUUUUUUAACGUUCGUUUUAAAAAGCUUUUCUAUUUGUGUGUAUCCUCUGCACUUUACUGCUGCGUGAGCGAGUCGCAGUGAAGGGAGGGACUGACAAUGCAUUGUGUGAGUGAAGUGAUGUGUUGGUUCAUGGAGGAGGGAGGCGGUUGGUUUGGUGAGGGGCUGUUUGAGUAAGGAAAAGGAGGAGAAUCAAUCUGGAGGUGGAUAGCGUGGAAGGGACCAUGGCAUAAGGAAAUGUUUUGUUUAGUUCAUAUAUUUUUUUAUUUUUUAUUCCUGUAAGUCAAUAGACUGGCUCUAAUAUGGACUCCCAAAGAGUGAUCGAGUAGUGUUGUUCCUCCUGCUUUGGCGAUUUUUACACUAGCCCCUCCCUGCUUCAUCUGAUCUGAAAUACAUUGAGGUGUUUGUCUGCCUCAUCCAGAGGUUCCUCUUUGUUGUGUAACAUUUUCUCUUCCGAUUUACUGUAUGAUUCUCCUCCUUUCAUAUUUGUUAUAUAGAAUGCACUUUUGACUAAAAUCCUGGCUAGUUAAGAAAAAUAACAAUGUAUAUUCUUUAAAGAUGUAAAAAGAAAAAAAAAAUCAAUAUACUUUUUCCCCUCAAGUAUUUUUAACCACUUAAUGUAGCAUUGCAUAUUUUAUUAUUGUGAGUAUCUGGUACAAAAUUGUGCAGCUUUAUACUGUCCUGGGUUGUUUUUUUGGUGGGGGUGGGGGGUUGUUUUGUAUGUUUGUUUUUGGAGAUUGAGGAGAAGUUGUAAUGUUGGGCCUUUUUUUAAUAAUGUACAUUUAACAGACUCUGCUAACUUUCAGAAGUAAAAAACGAGUAGCCAUAAUUAUCACACGUGUGUGCUGUCGUGUGUUCUUCUUUGUCAGAUCCUAUGUGGUAUUGGUAGCUUCGUGUGCAUUUGAAAACUAAUCUUUGCAUUAACCUUUCUAGCGCAGGCGUUCUGCUAGCGGAACCCCUCGUCAACAUUUUGCUGAAGGCAGCAUGCAAAAUUCAAAAAUAUUUUUUUGAAAUAUGUAACUUUCACACAUUAAACAAGUCCAAUACA
Oncorhynchus mykiss (rainbow trout) is the source of this 6070-nucleotide messenger RNA. Its product is annotated as zinc finger protein 652. The record is from RefSeq and is a predicted model, not a curated record. Gene Ontology annotation, cellular component: nucleus. Gene Ontology annotation, biological process: regulation of gene expression. Lineage: Eukaryota; Metazoa; Chordata; Actinopteri; Salmoniformes; Salmonidae.